Molecule: messenger RNA, 1195 nt
Organism: Rhagoletis zephyria (snowberry fruit fly)
Lineage: Eukaryota; Metazoa; Arthropoda; Insecta; Diptera; Tephritidae
Product: dedicator of cytokinesis protein 3-like
Biological process (GO): small GTPase-mediated signal transduction
Cellular component (GO): cytoplasm; plasma membrane
Molecular function (GO): guanyl-nucleotide exchange factor activity; small GTPase binding
Source: RefSeq, a predicted model, not a curated record
CGCACUGUAGUUCUAUCAGUCGCCUGUAAACACCUGCGCAUGCAUUUGGGACGCCGCGACGAGCUGCGACUCUGUGCUGAAAUAAUAUCUGAAAUUCUAAAUCAUCUAUAUGAUCUGCAACGCCAGCAGCGCGAAAAAGUCACAAACACAUUGCAACAUGACUUGGAUUCGCUGUGUAAGAACAUCCUCGGUAUUCUCAUCAAAACCAUAAGCAUCAUGAUGGAAGGUGCUCAUGCUGUGCUGCCACAAUUGGUCGCCUGCCUACUUGGUCUGCUGCAGCUGCUCGAUGAAACGCAUUACAAACACUACUGGGACGAGUUGAGUCCCAAUAAAGAUCCACGUGAUUUGAAAGAUUUCCUUAGCAAGUCAUUACUGGUAUUCGAGGAACUGCUCUCACAGGAUUGGCAAGUGUUUCCAACCGAUUGGUUGAUCAUGAAGUUGGCUUGCAACGAUGUGCUGCGCAAGGCAUUGGAAGAAUUCGCAAAGCCAUUGGUUUAUCGUUUUCUCGGUCCGCAGUCCUUCGAUUCACCACUUUGGUGGUCUUACUUUAGUUUAGCUGUUACAUUUCUAACGCAACCAUCACUGCAAUUGGAAAAGUACCGCGAACCAAAGCGCAGAAAGAUUUUAAAUACGCACGGUGAUAUGCGUGUGCUAAUGGGUUUCCAAAUACUCAGCAUGUGGUCACAGUUGGGUGAACAAAAGUUGCACUUUAUACCCUCAAUGGUGGGACCGUUCCUGGAAGUAACGCUCGUGCCAGAGCCAGCGCUGAGGAAGGCAACUUUAACAGUCUUCUACGACAUGAUGCAGUGCGAGCAAAGUGCACGUGGUUCCUUUCGGUUAGUGGAGAGUGAACUUAUCGAUAAAUUGGACUUGCUAAUCAGCGAAAACAAGGGCGACGAUGAGUACCGUGAACUUUUCAGCACAAUGGAACAUCUGAGCUUGGUCUUACUGGAAAAAGUCCAAACAGAGAAUCCCAGUUGGAAGGAUGCUGGCACCGCUUUCAUAGCAUCGGUAACGCGUUUAUUGGAGCGUUUAUUGGAUUAUCGUAGCGUAAUGCAGGGUGAGGAGAAUCGUGACAAGCGAAUGUCUUGCACAGUGAACUUAUUGAAUUUCUAUAAAAAUGAAAUCAAUCGCAAAGAGAUGUACUUGAGGUGAGUAAAAAUACGAUAUUUUAAAAAGAAUGUAUACUUAUAAU